Trypanosoma rangeli is the source of this 1188-nucleotide messenger RNA. RefSeq lists its product as uncharacterized. Gene Ontology annotation, molecular function: protein binding. Bases 1 to 1188 code for a protein of 395 amino acids. The transcript has a single exon. The record is from RefSeq and is a predicted model, not a curated record. Lineage: Eukaryota; Euglenozoa; Kinetoplastea; Trypanosomatida; Trypanosomatidae.
AUGGUGACGACGACAACGAGUACAACGGCCAAUAGUCUCAGUGCCCAUGUGUACCACGACAAUUUGUUGUUGUUUAGCGGAGUAUCCACAGACAGGCUUUGGUGGCUGAAUUUGCCCUCCUUGCGUUGGCAUGAGGAGGUUUGCUCAGGCGUGUUUCCUCCUCCAACACGGUUUCAUGCAACGGCGCUGCGUGGAUUACGACUUUAUCUCUCAGGUGGAGAACCGCCCAGCGUUGCGACAUUAUGCACCGCGGCAAUCUCGCUUGAACACGACCUGCUGGAGGUGUUUGUAAUUGACCUGCAGGAGCUGCACUGGGAGACGGUGGCGUGCGGGUGGAAACCUCGAAACCGCUCGCAUCACACGAUGACUGCGGUGGAAAAUAGCCUCAUUGUUGUGGGUGGGAAGCCUUUGCUGGGCGACGUCACCGCAAACGAAAUGCGGGAACUACUGGCGAGUGGAUUCUACGCGAUUCAUGUCUUGGAUACCACGACGGGUGUUUGGCGCGUUUUUUCGGAGGCGCGGUUUCCCCCACUGUGGGGGCACACUGUCCACGCGGUCAAUAGCUCCGCAAUUGUCAUUUAUGGGGGCUUUGAAAUAACACUUGAGACGGACGAAGCGGGGGAUGAGCUGCCCACGAUUGCUGUCAAUAAUUACGUUGGAUUUCUCAACUGGAAGACAAUGGAAUAUUAUCAGGCCCCCACACGCGUUCCAGGUCGUGUGAUGCACCAAGCCCAUUUACGGGGCAACAUGCUUUGUGUACUUGGUGGGUUUUUGGUAGACGAGGCACAUCUCGAUUUGGUUCCAAAACGAGAUGCAAUUGGAAUUUCUUUGAUUACAUUUGAGGCAGCCCCAAUGAUGUUUUGUCUGCAGAACUGGUCCCAUGAGCAGCUGGCUUCUGUGGUGUAUAACCAGCAACUGAUUGCAUUGAAUACCAUGAAUGACAUAUUCGUCCAGAGGAUCCUUGGCGACGAGCCAUGGGUGCGUUAUAGAUGCGAUCCAAGCACCGUGGCUACAGUGCCGUUUCCCACUAUUUUUUUUUCUAGAAGUAAACCACAAGAGGAUGGUAAGGAAGGGAUGAGUCACACGGUGUCCAUUCCUUUUGACGGACCAUUGUCAAGGCCAUCCAUAUCCCCUUUGCUAUGGAAGAUGUUAUCGCGUCUUGAAUACCCCCUGGCUGACAUGUGCUAG